AAUGGGCAGAGUUUUCUGGUCUUGGAUGAGCAGAGAUUUGCAAAAGAAAUUCUUCCCAAGUACUUCAAACACAAUAACAUGGCCAGCUUUGUGAGACAACUAAAUAUGUAUGGCUUCCGUAAAGUAGUACAUAUCGACUCCGGAAUUAUAAAACAGGAGAGAGAUGGCCCUGUUGAAUUUCAACAUCCUUACUUCAAACAAGGCCAGGAUGACUUGUUGGAGAACAUUAAAAGGAAGGUUUCAUCUUCAAAACCAGAGGAAAAUAAAAUUCGUCAAGAAGAUUUAACAAAAAUUAUAAGUAGUGCUCAGAAGGUUCAAAUAAAACAAGAAACUAUUGAGUCCAGGCUUUCAGAAUUAAAAAGUGAGAACGAGUCCCUUUGGAAGGAGGUGUCAGAAUUAAGGGCAAAGCACGCCCAGCAGCAGCAAGUUAUUAGAAAGAUUGUCCAGUUUAUUGUUACAUUGGUUCAGAAUAAUCAGCUUGUGAGUUUAAAACGUAAAAGGCCUCUACUUCUAAACACUAAUGGAGCUCAAAAGAAGAAUCUAUUUCAGCACAUAGUCAAAGAACCAACUGAUAAUCACCAUCAUAAAGUUCCACAUAGUAGGACAGAAGGUUUAAAGUCAAGAGAGCGGAUUUCAGAUGACAUAAUUAUUUAUGAUGUUACUGAUGAUAAUGCAGAUGAAGAAACUAUUCCAGUUAUUCCAGAAACUAAUGAGGAUGUUGUGUCUGAUCCCAACUGCAGCCAGUAUCCUGACAUUGUAAUUGUUGAAGAUGACAAUGAAGAUGAGUAUGCCCCUGUCAUUCAGAGUGGAGAUCAGAGUGAACUAGCCAGAGAAUCAUUAAGUUUGGGAAAUGCUGGCGGCAGCCCCCUCAUGUCUAGUGCUGUGCAAUUAAAUGCCCCAUCCAACAUGAACUCUGAGGAUCCUGUGACCAUGAUGGAUUCCAUUUUGAGUGAUAACAUUAACCUCUUGGGAAAGUAAGUAUUUGUCUAGAUGUUUUUAAUUAUUCAGUUCAAUAAUAAACCUGAAGUAAAUAUUGAAUUUCUAUAAAUUCAAAGUAAUAAUAAUAACUGAUACUGACCCUGUCUUGUCUCUUUUUCUAUUGAUCCAAGUUGAACUCUGUCGUCAAAGGGAUUUAAUAGUCCCGUGAGUAGUCUUGGAACUUAGUUGAGCAAUUCUUUAGAUUUUUUAAAAAAUUAAAUUCUUGUUGUAACUGUAAGGUAUUUGUGCUUUUGACUGUACCAAUUCUGUAUACUAGUGUAGUUUCUAUUAAGGAACACAUUUUGUUAGAAGUAUAGUUAUUUAUAGUAUAGAAGUAAUCGAGUAAUGAGAAAGUAGAGAAGAAAAGGCUAAAGCACAUCUGUAUGGCAGCACAUCUUUUCUGAACAUAUUACAUUUGGGUAAAAGGUAUGAGUUUUCAGUUUUCAGAAAUCCCAAACCUUAAAUGUGAUGUCUUCAGAUCUGGUAAGGACUUAGAAGUCACUACCCUCAUUCUGUAAAACUAGCUCACCAGCAGUGGUUUGAAAUGUAAGAUCCAGAAUA
Molecule: messenger RNA, 1539 nt
Organism: Cricetulus griseus (Chinese hamster)
Lineage: Eukaryota; Metazoa; Chordata; Mammalia; Rodentia; Cricetidae
Source: RefSeq, a predicted model, not a curated record